Messenger RNA from Podarcis raffonei (Aeolian wall lizard), 577 nucleotides. RefSeq names its product adenosine receptor A2b-like. NCBI's taxonomy places the organism in Eukaryota, Metazoa, Chordata, Lepidosauria, Squamata, Lacertidae. The record is from RefSeq and is a predicted model, not a curated record. The coding region runs from base 17 to 346 and encodes 109 amino acids. Gene Ontology annotation, cellular component: membrane. Gene Ontology annotation, biological process: adenylate cyclase-activating adrenergic receptor signaling pathway. Gene Ontology annotation, molecular function: G protein-coupled receptor activity. The transcript has a single exon.
AAUAACAACAACCUUCAUGGACAUGUAUUUUGGUUUCGUGGUUCUUGAGGGGGUCCUGGCGGUGGCCAUUAUCUCCAUCAACCUGCUGGUUUGUGCCACUGUCUACCUGCACAAGGAGCUGAGAUGCAUCACCAACUACCUGAUCGUGUGCCUGGCAGUGGCCGACCUUGGUGUGGGAGCCCUGGCCAUCCCCUUCUCAAUGGUACUCAGCAUGGAGUAUGUCCUCUGUUUCUACACGUGCCUCUUCCUCACUUGCUUCCCACUGGUCACCACCCAGUUCUCUAUCCUCCUCCUGCUGGUCAUUGCCAUCAACGCCCACCUGAAGAUCAAGCUGCCCAACAGGUAAGCCAAAGGCUCUUUCUUCAGCAUCCAGCCUGUGAAACUGAGUGAGUGCAUGUGAGCCAACAACAUCCAUGCACAUGACCAACUUCUUAGGGGUUCUGCAAAUGCUGGUGCAUCAUUUAUGCUAGUGGUUCCCAACCUUUUUUUCCCCAUGGACCAUUUGAAAAUUGCUGAUGGUUCUGGUGGACCACUCAAAUGAUUUUUCUGCCAGUUGUAGCAAUGGCAAUGUAUUGUG